Messenger RNA from Drosophila sechellia, 1733 nucleotides. RefSeq names its product Ki-ras-induced actin-interacting protein-IP3R-interacting domain olf186-M (gene olf186-M). NCBI's taxonomy places the organism in Eukaryota, Metazoa, Arthropoda, Insecta, Diptera, Drosophilidae. The coding region runs from base 718 to 1467 and encodes 249 amino acids. Gene Ontology annotation, molecular function: signaling receptor binding. The transcript has a single exon. The record is from RefSeq and is a predicted model, not a curated record.
AGUUUCAGUUUUGAAGAUCACUCGUAGCAAAGCGGACGCUUAGCACAGCGGCCAGAGAAAGCUGAAGUUAUAGUUGGCAAAAAUAACAAAUCGAUCCGAUCUUCACUUCCGAACUCUUGUAACACUUGUGUACUUAAAUGUGAAUAAAUAUUGAGCCAGAUCCAACAAAGGUGGUUCACCACAACAAAGAAAGUAGUCCAAUAUCAAUGUCAUGCGAUCGUGAAAACACUCGAUCGUUUCAAAUCCGGGGUCAGAAGCUCUCCGGCUGAUUAACGCACUCCGCAUCUACGCGCUGCGAGCGAAAUAAAUGAAAAUAAACAAAAAACAGGAAAACACACAAAUACGGCAAAUGCGAACAGCAACAACAAAUUAACAGAAACGCGCGGAAUAUAGAAAAACACGUUUCCACAAAAAGGCGAUUGGAGCGAAAAAAAAAACAGAAAAACAAUUUAGCCAAAUAACAACAAAUAACACAAAUUGUCAUCGCUUUUGUUAUUUCGAAUACGAUACACGCGCACACGCAUUCGAAAAUUAAAGGCCCUGAUUCUGGCCAUUACCAAAUAUGUCCAAAAGCCGAGCUUGAAUCGAGAUCGCGGCGAGUCGAGCAGCUAGCUUGUAACCCGAGCAGCCGUGACCACAGAAAACUCAUUGCAGAUACUAGAUAUCCGCACAGUACAUAUACAUAUAUAGCCCACAACCCAUAUACAACUGUACGCCAUGGAGCGUUCGCACAGCUGUAGCAAUUUCGAGGGCAGGACGGGGGCCAAGGUCGUCGCUGGGGCAGUGGAGCAAUUGGCCGGCAGCAGUGAGCACCUGCCCAACGCCCACUUUCCGCCCAGCAAGCCGCUGCGCAGGCGCAGAAAACUGCAGCGACAGCAGAGUGCCGUCGAUACGGAUGACAUGGAAUAUGCCGCCGAUCUGGAGGAGAAUGCCGAUCCGGAUGGACAGGAGCUCAUGUCGCCCCUGCGCCAUAUAUCUGCCACCACUACGCGUUGCCUGCGCCACGAGGAGUCCUUCGAGUCCUCCAGCACGGUGCCCGAACUGAGUCCGCAGGCGCUGAGGCAACAGCGCUUCAGUAGCCUGCUCCUGCGUGACAGCUCCGUAUCCGUGCAGUCGGACUCGAGUCGGUAUUCCAGCGUGGACAGCUUGCUGGAGGCACGCAAGCCAGAUCCCGAGGCCAUACUCAUCAACCUGGGCUUUGGACCGCUCAGCUCGGAGGAUAUGCUGUCGCGGAUACCACGACGCUUUCUGAAGCCCUCGCAAGUGCCUGGCAUCGAUACGGAUGCCUUUGUGCAAAGACUGACUCUGGCGCGAUCCCUGGCCGACUCGAGUGUUCUGGGCUAUAGAGGUCUAACCGGAAAUCCCGACAUGCCGCCCUCCUCCAUUGUGGCCAGCAUUAUGAAGCGAUUCGAGGUCAAUCAUCAUAGGAAAAACUCCAUGGGCUCCAUUAAGCCCAGCAUACAAUAGCGCUCUUUGAAUUCCUAGCCAUACAACAUAAGUUAGUCAGCCAAAUUAGAGGACUUUCGCUUACGUUAAUUGUUGCCAAGCGGGGUUAUGGGUGACCUGUGACCUGUGACCCAUGUGAUCGUCUUGUCCAUUAGUCCUUACAAGUGCCGCGUACUUAGCUGUUUAUCUGUACUAUUGUAUUAUUGUAUACGUACUUUCUCCCCCCUCAACUAUUGUGAACUUGUUUUAAGCAUGUAUUAAAGAUAAUAUUUUAUGAGACAUUUUAA